Gigantopelta aegis is the source of this 5634-nucleotide messenger RNA. RefSeq names its product regulator of MON1-CCZ1 complex-like. The record is from RefSeq and is a predicted model, not a curated record. Gene Ontology annotation, cellular component: late endosome membrane; Mon1-Ccz1 complex; lysosomal membrane. NCBI's taxonomy places the organism in Eukaryota, Metazoa, Mollusca, Gastropoda, Neomphalida, Peltospiridae. Bases 82 to 2274 code for a protein of 730 amino acids. Gene Ontology annotation, biological process: regulation of autophagy. The transcript has 23 exons.
GGAAAUACAUGUACAAAGAUAAAAAGUAGCAGCCGACCGGAGUUUGUACUCAGAAUUUGAAGAUAUCUUUUGCCUGUGACUAUGGCUACUGCCGAAGAAGAAAAAUUUUACAUUGAAUUAUGUAAAAAGCCUAUUCGGUUUGAACCUAUUAGCAAAGCCAACAACAUAUUCUUUGAUGAUGCCAAUAAACAGGUAUUUGCUGUUCGAUCCGGUGGAGCAAUGGGUGUUACUGUUAAAGGUCCAGAUGAAAAGACUUCGAUUUCUUUCAGAAUGGAAGAUAGAGGUGAUGUUAUAUCAGUGAAGUUUUCACCAGACAAAAGAAUAUUGGCCAUUCAGCGAUCUAGCAAAUCUGUGGAAUUUAUUAACUUUAAAAGUGACAUGACACCUGAUGCUGUUGAAUACUCCCAAACAUGUAAGGGUAAAUCCACUGAAAUGAUUGGUUUCAUAUGGACAGCUGUGAAUGAAGUUGCUUUCAUCACGAAUCAUGGACUAGAGCAGUAUCAGGUCUUUCCUGAAAAACACAGCUUGAAAAGCCAGAAGAUGAUCAGUCUUCAGAUUAACUGGUUUGUGUGGCUGUCAGAAAGUUACAUCCUACUGCUUUCGUCAGGAACCUUGGGCAAUGCACUGCAUCCAUUUCAGUUUCGGCAGAAUUUCUUGAACCGCUUACCAAAGUUUGAAGUAGAUCUUCCUGUGAUACCCAAACCUCCAAAACUCAGUCUGUUAGAACGAGAUGUCAUCAUAGCAAAUAUCUAUGGUUACCUGUAUAUUGUUGUUUUGAGACAUCAACCAAAUGCAACGGUUGGGGCUGAAAUUGUUCUCUAUCAACUGCAGAAAGACAGUCCUGCCAAAAAGACGGACAUUCUUCAGCUGGACAUGAGUGGCCGAUUUGCCAUCAAUAUUGUCGAUAACCUUGUCAUGGUGCACCACCAAGCCUCAAAGACAUCCCUGAUAUUCGAUGUCAAAAUGAGUGGAGACAUGGAAGCCGUUGUGAAGAUUCACCACUCUGUGUUACCUCCCCUGCCUAUCAAUCCAUUCAAACUGCUGCUGCCAUCCCUGAAUAUGACUGCAGGAACAGAGAAAGCAGAGUACAACUGUGAACUCUAUUCUGGAAACUGGAUUGUUUUUCAACCAGAUGUUGUCAUCGAUGCUAAACUAGGAUGUCUGUGGUAUAUUAAACUGAAUCUGGAGCCUUUGGUCACCAUGCUUUCAGAUAAGUGUAAGUUGAUACAUUUUCUUUUGUGUCGUCGUGACAGCAAGAAGGUAAUUCUGUCAGUGUGUAAACAGAUGCUCAUCCCUGGGCAACAGGUAAAGCUGCCCAUUGUGUCACAGGCCUAUGACAUGUUGAACCAAGUCUACAAGGCAUACAGAGAUGCAGAGUCACAAGUUUCGGCUGGUGAGAUUUCUCCUUCAGUGAUGCAAAAUACAUGGAAGAGAAAAGUGAUCAUUGAUCAGUCGGAUAUGUACACAAACGUCUUUUCCGUCUUUGAAGAUUGCAAGGAUAUCCGCUACAAAUUCAUGGUGGCAGUCUUAAUAGAGUACAUACGAUCAUUAAACCACUUCAGCAUUCCAGUGCAGCACUACCUGUAUGAGCUGAUCAUCAACAUAUUGGUACACAACAAUUGUUUCUACCAGCUUCACCAGUUCCUUCAGUAUCAUGUGCUCAGUGACUCCAAACCACUGGCAUGUUUGAUGCUGUCAUUGGAGAGUGUAUAUGCCCCAGCUCACCAGUUGGCUUUGGACAUGCUGAAGAGAUUGCAGACUGCUAAUGAGGAGAUCAUAGAAGUGCUUCUGUCCAAACAGCAGUUACUUCCUGCUUUAAGGUUUCUUUUUAGAUUUAUUCGAAGUGUUGGAAUUGUUGAUUCAGUGUCAGCACGGAAAUUCUUGGAAACUGCAAUGAACACAGAAGAUAAGAUGCUCUUUUACGCAGUUUUCAAGUUCUUUGAGGAAAGAAACUUCCGACUGAAAGGAAACCCAAGAUUUCAUCCAGGAGAGCAUUGUGACCAGUACGUAACUUUUAAUAUUAUAUUAUUGGUUGCAGGAGAGCAUUGUGACCAGUACGUAACUUUUAAUAUUAUGUUAUUGGUUGCAGGAGAGCAUUGUGACCAGUAUGUAACUUUUAAUAUUAUGUUAUUGGUUGCAGGAGAGCAUUGUGACCAGUACGUAACUUUUAAUAUUAUGUUAUUGGUUGCAGGAGAGCAUUGUGACCAGUACGUGAAACACUUUGAGUCCCUGUAUGGAACAGAAGCCCUCGCUCUUGUUCCGGUCCACAGCUGAGGUGUGCCGAGAAAAUGAGAUAUGGUAGUCAGUGUUCGAAAUAAGCAAUUGUCUGUUUGUCCUGACAAAUGAAAAUCUGCUCAAAUAAAAUGUACCUUGGUGGUUGUCCAGUGGACAAGUAAGAUUGUGCAUUGAAGUUUCAUUUUAAGCAUUGAAAAACAUUGUCCUUGUACUUGAAUGAAACAAACUAUUUAUUUGGACAAAUGAAAAUAUUGUCUAGACAAAUCGAUUUUUAGAUGUAUUUGUCUAGUGGACUAGUGAAAAAUUCUGCUUAUUUCUAUCACUGAGUAAUGCAAUAUCAACAAAUCAGACUGUUAUAUAGUUCAUGCCAUGUUAUUCAUUACUGUUAAUGUUUGGGGAAUUUUACAGUACAUUUUAAUACCAUGAUAAACUGCAGGUUUCCCAUAUUUUUCAGUAUAAUUUAUUAGAUGAUUUAUUGUAUAUCAGCAAAAUGUAGCUGUCUUAUGAGUGUAUUGGAAGUUUUUCUCAUUGGUCUAUUAUUUCAGGUCAGGGUUGACUGCAAACAAUUUCGCUUUUUGUGUACAAAAUUGGUAUAAAUGAAGCAAUUUGACUAGAUGUAUAAUAAAUAUGAAAUAUUUGGUUUGCUGUAAUCCAGAGUAAUGUUAUUUUAACAAUAUUUAGUAUGGUGUUGUUUGAAAUAUAAAAUCAUAGCCUGAUGUUAGAUUUUUCUUUCUUUUUUAACAAAAUUACCAAGUUACUUGAUACUGUUAUAUACAGUGGACUCUGUUUAAACAGGAUUCUGUGUAAUCUGGAUCUCUGCGUAAACCGGUCCAUUUCUAAAGCCCCGUCCAGCUACCAUUUAUCUCUUAGGUAUAAAUCUCUACCUAAUCCGUAUUCUGUCUACUACGGACUUCGGAUCAAAAAUCAAGAACGAAAGAACCGUUCAUGAUUGGGAUUUGACUCAACAACGGGCUGCUUAAUUAGUUGAACAAUGAUCGUCAGUUGCUAAGUAAUCAGGAUGCCGUCGCAAGAUCACAUACAAAAUGUAAUCACACUCGUGUGAAGUUUACUCUUAUUGCGGUAGGCCGUUAGAUCAAUCAGAUUAAUAUUAGUGUGUGUGUUCAUACCUAACUGAUUUCACUCUUAUGAAAUCGGCGAGUUAUACUUGUCAACCUAAUGCAUGUAUAAAUAGGUGUGAGUCGCUCGUAUAUUUUGUGUGGUCUUAUUUCAUUUAUAAUGGCGGAGCAGCCCAAAAAAUGGCAACAUAUCGAACUUUCAUUAGAAACUAAAGUCAAAUUAAUACAAGAGUUUGAUUCAAAUCCACAGUCAAAACAGAAGGAUUUAGCACAAAAAUUUAAAAUUGGAAAACAGACAACCAUCCAUGGGUUCAAAUGUCAUUGUUGAUCGCGAGUUGUCGAUCAUUCAAGUACCAUAACUCUGAAUGAACUGUCUAAACCGGUCCUCUAUGUAAACCGGAUUAUUUUGAUGGUAUGAAGUGAGUCCGUUUUAGACAAGAGUCCAUUGUAUAUUAAAAAGGAAGAAGAAAAUAUGGUUGAAAAAAAAGACAUUAGUGCAAUUUUAAUACUUGUUUGGGCUGGAAAUCAAUCUGAGAACUCUUUUAUUUCCAGACAUUUUCACCACAUUAUUCUAUUCUUCUGUACCUCCACUCCUCCUAUGACAUAGUUGAAUUGUCACUACAUUUGAGCAAAAUAUCCAAAUAGAUAAACUCUCCAUACCAAAUUGUUUUCUAGAGACUGGUAAAAAAACAAACCCAAAUCCAAACAGUGACACAUUCAGACCUCUUCCAAUAGUGACCAGGACGGGUGUGAAUAAAUGAUGAUGUUAUUGUCAAUUACCAUAUCAUCCUACUAAUUAAUGGGACCAACAUCCCUAUCCAUAUCAAAACUGUGUGAUACACCCUUGAAUUUAUCACUGUAACUUUAAAUUUCCUGAUUUCACCUUUUAGCAUGUCUGUUACUGAAUUGUGUUGUUCCGACCCCAUGGUCAAAUCUCCCUCAUUUACCUGUUGUGUUAAGAUCUGUAACAUUAUAUUAACCUGCAUGACGAAGGUUAUUAUAGGCUCCCGAAUUGAUCAAACAAGACAAUGAUCAGUGCCAGAAAAAGCACUCAUUUACCUGUUGUGCUAAGAUCUGUAACAUGUUAACCUGCAUGAUGCAGGUUAUUAUAGGCAGUGUUCGAAAUAAACACUUAUCUGUUUGUCCUAACAAAUGAAAAUCUACUCGGACAAGCAAAAUGUACAUUGGUGGUUAUCUGGUGGACAAAUAAAAAUGUUCAGUGCUGUUUCAUUUUGAGCCAUCAAGAAUAUUGUCCUUGCACUCGAAUAAAACAAAUUGUUUAUUUGGACAAAUAAAAUUAUAGAUGGACGAGUAGAUUUCUAAAUGUAUUUGUCCGGUGGACUUGUGAAAUGUUCUGCUUAUUUCCAUCACUGAUAGGCUCCUGAAUUGAUAAAAGAAGACAAUGAUCACAAAUGUAAAAUGCUUGGUGUGUUCAAUACAAACUCUACAAAACUAGUGUCUCAUGAGAAUUUUCCAAAUUCCUACUACAAAUGGAUAUAUCAUUUAGAUGAUCAUGGUCGUCUUGACCUGUGUUUUUCUCUUCCUUUUCUUCCUCCAUGACCUUGUCAUUGCCCUUGCUCUCCUCUCACUGUGCUCGUCUACUCUGACAGGUUAGUUUACAUCAAACUUUGCCUUCAUUCCUUUGUCUACUAUGGACUGUCAAGGUUGUGAAUAGUGUGGGUGUUCAUCUUCAGCUCGUUUUUUUUUUAAAUAUUAAAAACUUUUUUAUUCAUAGAUGCCCUGUUACAAGUAACUGCCCUAAUCCAGAGAAAAAGGGACAAGUGGUCUACUUGAACCAGGAAUGAUGUGUUUUUGUUUCUAUUCUAAACUAAUAACAAUUUCAUCUUCACUUUUAUGUCUUGGCUCUUCACAUUUUAUGCACUCCUUAAAUUGUUCUUUAUAUCUCACCUUCACUUCACCAUGACCAUCUGUUCUCGGUGUCUGAACACAGUUUUUUCACACUAAAGAGUGACUUCAGGUGGUUAUCAGGGCUGCAGAAAUUAAAAAUUUGUGUAACCCAUUAAUGGGUAUGGGUUACACAAAUUAUUUUCUUCUCAUAAACCUUUUCCAAAAUAUUAUAAAUUGAAUUUUGUCCAAAAGACUUAACACGUAGAGUGCUGCAGACAUGUAUACACAUUCUAGGUCAAGUAUUAUGUCGUCAUAGGGAACCGUUGUCAUAGUGUCGCUAUGGUUUGACUGUUUUAAUUUUUUGACAUAUGAAAACGUUAAUGGAUAAUAGAUGCAUACAAUCCUCAAAGAUAUAGAAAACUGGCAGCUGAGAAUCGGUGUUUAUUUCUAAUUUAAAAAAUAUAUAUAUCAAAAA